Molecule: messenger RNA, 529 nt
Organism: Homo sapiens (human)
Lineage: Eukaryota; Metazoa; Chordata; Mammalia; Primates; Hominidae
Gene: IQCF5
Product: IQ motif containing F5
Exons: 2
Coding region: 71-517 (148 amino acids)
Cellular component (GO): acrosomal vesicle
Source: RefSeq, marked validated
ACUCUUCCUGUUGGAGUCCUGAUCGGAGGAGUGCGGGCCGGAGGGUGAUGGGACCAUCUAGCCCCUAACCAUGGGCCCAGAAGAGAAGACCAUCAUGACAGAAAGGUCUGCAGCUGUUUUCAUCCAGGCCUGGUGGCGGGGCAUGCUGGUGCGACGCACACUGCUGCAUGCAGCCCUCAGGGCUUGGAUCAUUCAGUGCUGGUGGAGGCAGGUGCUGGAGAAGCUGCUGGCAAAGAGGCGGAGGAUGGUGUUGGAGUUCUAUGUGCAGCAGGAAUGGGCAGCAGUCAGGCUGCAGUCCUGGGUCCGCAUGUGGUGUGUCCGCCAGCGUUACUGUCGUUUGCUCAACGCUGUCCGCAUCAUCCAGGUCUAUUGGCGCUGGCACAGCUGCCAUUCCCGUGUCUUUAUUGAGGGCCACUAUGAACUCAAAGAAAACCAACUUAAUAUUCAACUUGAAAUCUCUUUGGGCUUACAGGCUUGUAAGGUGCAACAAUGCAUACCCCUUCCAUUAAAAGAAUGACCAGGUCUGCUA